Molecule: messenger RNA, 1813 nt
Organism: Desarmillaria tabescens
Lineage: Eukaryota; Fungi; Basidiomycota; Agaricomycetes; Agaricales; Physalacriaceae
Product: acyl-CoA oxidase
Exons: 7
Coding region: 125-1813 (562 amino acids)
Biological process (GO): lipid homeostasis; fatty acid beta-oxidation using acyl-CoA oxidase
Cellular component (GO): peroxisome
Molecular function (GO): FAD binding; acyl-CoA oxidase activity; fatty acid binding
Source: RefSeq, a predicted model, not a curated record
AAGUUGCUAUGGACGCUGAAAAAAUGCAUGCAUUCCGUCUGUCCAAAAGCGUUUAUUUGCGUUCGGCGCAAGGCUCUCAUAUAAAAGGCUUGCGAAGUAGCAUCAUGCUGUAAAAUUUUCAGCGAUGAACAGCAACUCUACACUGGCGAAGCACCCUCUUUUUCGUACUCAAGUAGAGAAGCUCACUACUGAUGAACGAGUUGCUCUCGCAUACAAGAGAGCGAAACUCAUGUUCAGUACUCAUAGCAUGACGGCCUCCGACGUUCAACACAGCUCUGAACGCUUCUGGGGCUUGUUCACAGAUCCUGCAACAUGUUUGGAUGUCGGAAUGUUUACCAUUCUUGCUGCCCAUGUGGGCUUGACCAUUGGUACUCUGUCGCGCCACCUUGAUGCCCGUCCGGACUUAAGGCCCCUGGUCUCUGAACUGCUUCGUUUUGAGAAAGUAGGCAUCUUUCUCUUGACUGAACGCGGCCACGGCCUCGAUGCUUUCAAUAUUGAAACUACGGCUACACGGUUGUCCGACGGAAGCUACAUUCUCAACACUCCGCGUGAAGAGGCUACCAAAUUUAUGCCCGCCUCUACGCCCGCCUUUGGUAUACCAAAGGUUGCGUUGGUCAUGGCAAGGCUCAUGGAUAAAGGCAAAGAUUUCGGGUGUAGAUAUUUUAUAGUACCUAUCUGCGAUGAAAAAGAAAUGUACACUGGUGUAAAGUCCACACGUCUUCCCCGUCGCAGUGGAACUGGCCCGCUCGAUUUCUCCAUCACCUCGUUUGACAAUGUCCGCCUUCCUUCGACGGCGCUAGUGGCCGCCGAUCCUCACAACAUCACCGCUCCCGAACAGCCAUUAGAAGCAUGGUGGGAUGAGAACUGGAGAAUACAGUUAGGCUCAUUGUUGAUCAUAUCUCCCUUGAUCUAUGCUGUGAAGAUGUCGGCUUAUAUUGUCGGUCGUUAUUCCAUGCACCGGUGCAUCACAGAUCGCAGAAGCUCUUCCAUGGUCCCGAUAAUCUCGUUUAGGACCCAGCAAUGGCCGAUUGCUCAUUCAGUCGCUGUGGGAUACGUGUUGGAUCACUGGUAUGCAUCGGUCAUACAAGAGUCGCGAGAUUCUGCAUUGGAUGGUCGCCUUCGGCAUGCUAUGGCUGUCAUUACGAAGGCUACGGUGGUCCGUCACUUCCAGCGCUGCAUAGCCGAGAUCUCGGAGCGCUGUGGCGCACAAGGAACAUUCGAACAGAAUUACAUGGCAAGAAUGGAGAACGACGGGAAAGGUGCUGUCGUUGCUGAGGGCGAGGUCCUUACCUUGUGCAUCCGGUUGUUCUCCGAACUUCUUUUGAAGCGCUACACUAUCCCCUUACCAGACGCCGAUGAAUCCUUGCUGGCCCAGCAUGCUCACGGUCUGAUGGAAGAGAAUAGCCAGCUCCUUGCUGGAAUAGGUGACCAUCGCAACGAAGAAUUCAACUCCCUCAUUCUUCCCCAAUCUCAACCAGUCAUCGAGGCUCUGGGCCAUGCCUUUGCAUAUUCCGCAGCGAAGAAAGCCAAACUCCCUCAGCCUAUCUUGGAUGUAUACGAAUGCGCUGUGAUUCGCCAAGAUCCAGCCUGGUACUCCGAAGCUGGAGUCUUGCGAGUGCAACAACGCAUGCGCGAAGAUCGUGCUGUUUCUUCGAUGCUGCCGCACUUGACGUCGUACAUUUCUGGACUGAACAUGGCGGAUUUUGCGACUGCACCCAUCGUGUCGAACGAGACUUGGCAGGCGUAUGUGUCUGAGUUGCCAGUAUACUCAGGAAAUGCAAAGAUGGCAGGUAAGGCGUAUGCAAUGCUGUAA